Cynara cardunculus var. scolymus (artichoke) is the source of this 1730-nucleotide messenger RNA. Its product is annotated as CTL-like protein DDB_G0274487. The record is from RefSeq and is a predicted model, not a curated record. The coding region runs from base 87 to 1595 and encodes 502 amino acids. The transcript has 7 exons. Gene Ontology annotation, molecular function: transmembrane transporter activity. Lineage: Eukaryota; Viridiplantae; Streptophyta; Magnoliopsida; Asterales; Asteraceae. Gene Ontology annotation, biological process: transmembrane transport. Gene Ontology annotation, cellular component: membrane.
GUAACUGUUGAUUCGAUUGAGAUGUUGUCCGGCCCUUGAAUCGUCUUUCCUUCAAAAACCCUAAUUCCCUUUCUCUCCUUCUAACCAUGAAUCACACCCAAACCCCUUUUUCUUCUUCUUCUUCCUCCUCCUCCUCCCACCAUUCUGCUACUAUCACCACCGCCCAACAGAGUGCAGGUGGUAACCCCAUAUCAAUGGGGUCAACUCUUGGAGCUUCACGCCAUUGGCGAGAUGUCUUCUGGCUAGGAAUCUUUGUUUUGCAUUUGAUUUUGGUAGGUUUUGCUCUUGGGGUACUUGGUUUUAAUAGGUUUAGGAAGAAGGAUAGACUUAACAUAGAUCAAUACACAAUCAAGUUUCUUGAGAAUCAAGCUGGUUUAACGGAGGAUUACUGGCCACUAUAUGCUGUUGCUGCUGCAAUCAGUACAGUUAUGGGAUGGGUUUGGUUGUUGUUGCUUGGUUCACGUUCAAAUCAAAUGAUGAAAGUCUCUGUACAUAUAUUGACUACUUACCUUGCGGUGCUUAGCGUUUUGUGCUUUUGGGGAAAACUGGUGUUUUGGGGUGUUGCUUUUGCUAUUGGCUCUGGAUUGCAGUUCUUAUAUAUCAUAUCAGUAAUAGACAGACUUCCAUUUACAAUGCUGGUGCUGCAAAGAGCCGUGAAGAUGGUAUGGAAGCUUCCAGAAGUUAUGAGAGUAGCAUGUGCAUUUAUGCUAGUCAUGCUUCUUUGGUUAGUAUUAUGGUCCUUUGGUGCUGCUGGUGUUGUGGCUUCGGGGAUCGGUGAUGGUGGCCGGUGGUGGCUUCUUGCGGUUUUCUCGGUGAGUUUGUUUUGGACAGGGGCGGUUCUUUGUAAUACUGUCCAUGUUAUAGUAUCGGGAAUGGUGUUUCUUGUACUUAUCCAUGGUGGUCGAGAUGCGGCAUCAAUGCCUCGCAACCCACUGCUGCAAUCUUUACGGCAUGCUGUAACAACUUCUUUCGGAAGUAUCUGUUACGGUUCUCUUUUCACAGCUGCUAUUCGAACGCUGCGGUGGGAGAUUAGGGGAUUCAGGUCAAAAAUUGGCAACAAUGAGUGUCUCUUAUGCUGUGUGGAUUUCCUGUUUCAUCUAGUGGAGACCCUUGUUCGUUUCUUCAACAAAUAUGCAUAUGUGCAGAUUGCAGUUUAUGGCAAAAACUUCAAUCACUCGGCCAGAGAUGCAUGGGAGUUGUUUCAAUCGACUGGUGUAGAAGCGCUUGUUGCAUAUGAUUGUUCUGGAGCUGUUUUACUCAUGGGUACGCUCUUGGGUGGGCUUAUUACCGGAACUUGUGCUGUAGUUUUGACAAGGAUUAAACAUCCCGAUAGAGAGAUGAUGAUCGGGUCAACUGCGAUAUUGAUGGGCAUGGUCUUGGUCGGAUUGGCAAUGGUGGUGGUAGAAAGUGCAGUUACAUCAAUAUACAUCUGUUACGCGGAAGAUCCAUUGUUAAUACACAGGUGGGACCCUGAAUUCUUCAACCAGAUGUCGGAGACGUUGCACCAACGUCUCCAACACCGAAGUGCACGUGCAAGGGAAGGAUUGAGCCAACAUCGGCUGAGUGACCACAUACAAGAAACGAUAUCCAUUUGAUUUGUUCAAUCGUUUUUCUGCAAAUGUAAUGCUUGUAGAAACCCAUGACAACGAUCUGACCUAAGGUCGGAUUCAAUUUGUUAAAAUUAUGUAUUCAUUUGUUAAUGAUCAAUGUGCAGCAAGUUUUGAAGGAAA